UUUUUUUCACGGGCGCGUUUUUACGGAGAGUUACGGUAUCUCGCGCUGUUGUGGUUGAACUUCCUCAACGCUCAGCUGACUCGAGAGGAGGAAUCAUCAUCACACACACAGAGGGAAUCGAGGGGAAAACAGCGAUGGCGGCGGAGAUCCACUCGAGGCCUCAGAGCUUCAGACCCGUCCUGUUAAACAAGAUCGAGGGCCACAGCGACACCGUGAACUCGGCCGUGCUGAUCCCGAAGGAGGACGGGGUUAUCACCGUCAGCGAGGACAGGACGAUUCGAGUGUGGCUGAAGCGGGACAGUGGACAGUACUGGCCCAGCAUCUACCACACGGUGUCCUCCCCGUGUUCCUGUAUGUCAUAUCACCAUGAGAGCAAGCGGAUCUUCAUAGGGCAGGACAAUGGGGCCGUUGUGGAGUUCCUCAUCUCAGAAGAUUUCAACAAAAUGAACCAUGUAAAAACAUACCCAGCCCAUCAGAACCGUGUGUCGGACCUCAUCUUCUCUCUGGAGAGUCAGUGGGUGAUCAGUACGGGUCAUGAUAAAAGCAUCAGCUGGAUGAGCACUCAGAGCGGCUCUAUGCUGGGACGCCACAGCUUCGGCUCAUGGGCUUCCUGUUUACAAUAUGAUAACGAUACCCAGCAUGCCUUUGUGGGAGAUCAUUCAGGGCAGAUCACGCUACUGAAACUGGAAGAACAGUCGUGUUCUAUCAUUACUACACUAAAGGGACAUGAAGGUAGUGUUGCUGUGUUAUAUUGGGAUCCAGUUCAGAGGUGGCUGUUUUCCGGAGCAUCUGAUCACAGUGUGAUCAUGUGGGACAUUGGUGGCAGACAGGGACGCACAUUGCUGCUGCAGGGACACCAUGAGAAGGUCCAGGCGUUGAGGUAUCUGCGCUUGACCCAUCAGUUGGUGUCUUGCUCUGCUGACGGAGGAAUGACAGUGUGGAACAUGGACACAACUCGAGAAGAGGCUCCACAGUGGCUGGAGAGUGAUUCCUGUCAGAAAUGUGAACAGCCGUUUUUUUGGAAUAUAAAGCAGAUGUGGGACACUAAGACCCUGGGGCUCCGACAGCAUCACUGCAGGAAGUGUGGCAAGGCCAUUUGUGGGAAGUGUAGUUCUAAACGCUCCACGUACCCCGUCAUGGGCUUUGAGUUCCAGGUGCGCAUGUGUGACGACUGCUACGACACGAUAAAAGAGGAAGAUCGGACUCCUCUGGCUACGUUUCAUGAAGGGAAACACAACAUCGCUCACAUGGACAUGGACCCGAGCCGAGGACUGAUGGUCACAUGUGGGACUGAUCGAGUUGUUAAGAUCUGGGACAUGACGCAGGUGGUGGGCAGCAGUGUAGCGGCGGGAUUCUCUGCCCGCUGAUUGGCUGUUUCUGAAGGCUCCGUCCACACUCCAACAACUGAUAUCUGUCGAGGAUCAUGGAAACACUCACCUACCUGUCUAACUCUCUCGUCCUUCAGCUGUGGAGUCUACGCAAAACGGACUGUUCAAUACGGUGUAUGUCAGUAUGUGUGUGUUAUUGGGAUGGUCCUUGAUUUUCUGAAUCAGAGGCAUUCAUGACUCCUAUGAGGUAUGAUGGCCUGGAUUUGAGCGAACAUGAACUCAAGGUACUUCUAAAAGCACAAUAUUUGCUCUCUCUCUCUCUCUCUCUCUCUCUCUCUCUCUGUGUCCCUCUAUGCAUAAGUACCAUACUAAAAAACAGGAAGCAUUUUUUUCAUCUAACAUCCUGUUUAUUUAUCCAUCUGUCUUGUUUAUCUUUCUUUCACUUUUUGAAUUUAAGUGCCACUACUGGCUCUAGUAACCAGCACUUGCAUACAUUCUCAUACAAACUUACUAGAACAUACAAAAAAAGUGUCACCAUAAACCCACCAAAGCUCAAACUCAGAGACAGACGGGUUCAGGUCAGGUAGGUGAGGAUAAUUAAAUGUAGCAUAUAAAAUCCAUGAAACAUUUUAUGACUAAACACAUUAAGUUAGUACACAAUGUUUGUAGAGUUCCUCUGUUAAACACUAUUUAUAGCACUAGUCAUCGUUUUCUCUGUGGUUUGGGGACAAAUUAAAGUGAUGGUUAACUCAUAAAUGAAAAUCUGUCAACAUUUAUUCACUUUCUUCUGUGGAACAGAAAAUAAGACGUGACGUUUAAUGUUGAUGCUGUUCUUUAGAUACAAUAGAAGUGAAUGAGAACUUGGGCUCCAAAAUUGUAAAACGAGUCCAUACGGCGUGUGUACUAUAUAACAACUCUUCUGAAGCCUAAUGAUAGCUUCCAAAACCAAAAAUGAACAAUAAAACGAGUCUUUACGACCUAUGCGGAGUAUUAAGUGCGCUAUAUUACCAAAAAGUGUACUUGUUUUUCUUCAUAGUAGUGGUUACAAUCUCAUUUGCGUAUUUUAAGUUGCCAUUUUGCUUUUGCGUACAUACAGAGGCCCUAAUCCUAAUGGGACAUGGUGAUG
Molecule: messenger RNA, 2454 nt
Organism: Pimephales promelas (fathead minnow)
Lineage: Eukaryota; Metazoa; Chordata; Actinopteri; Cypriniformes; Leuciscidae
Gene: wdfy1
Product: WD repeat and FYVE domain containing 1
Biological process (GO): positive regulation of toll-like receptor 4 signaling pathway; positive regulation of toll-like receptor 3 signaling pathway
Cellular component (GO): early endosome
Molecular function (GO): metal ion binding; protein binding
Source: RefSeq, a predicted model, not a curated record